AAUGCUCAAUUUGGCUCAAUUGUUUUUAUCAUUUUUGGUUAAGAUCAAAAUUGAUCGAAAUUUCAACAUGUUUUUCGUCCAAAAAAAUGAAACGUUUAGGUGAUAGAUGUUCUUGUAAAGAUAAAAUACUAUCGCCGGUAACAAAAUAUGCGGAGUUGGAUCCUGCUCUUUGUUCCGAAUUGCAAAAAAUCGUGGAGACCAUUCUUGCACCUGGAAAAGGUUUACUAGCAUGCGACGAGUCACCUAAGAGUUUAGAGGAGCGGUUCCAGAAGCUUGGCAUCGAGAACAACGAGGAUACCCGUCGCGAUUAUCGACAGAUGUUGUUCACCGCUGAUCAGUCUCAACUAUCGAAAUACAUAAGCGGUGUUAUUCUGCAUCACGAGACAGUUUAUCAAAAAACGUCGAACGGGAUCGACUUCGUCCAGCUGCUACGAGAGAGGAAUGUCCUACCAGGUGUUAAGGUCGACGGGGGUUUGGUCGAUCUCUUCGGGUCGAAGGACGAAAAGACCACGGAAGGCCUGGACAGUUUGCAAGAGAGAUGCAUACAGUACAAACGAUGUGGUUGUCACUUCGCAAAAUGGAGAUGCACGUACAGGAUCUCGGAGACCACGCCGAGUCAGCUGGCCAUGGUUACGAAUGCGAACGUCCUCGCAAGAUACGCCAGUAUAUGUCAGAGUGCGCGAAUGGUACCCAUAAUAGAACCAGAAAUUCUGAAUGACAAUAACCAUGGAAUUAAUGCAGCGUUGGAAAUUCACGAAGAGGUCCUGUCUAUCCUGUUUCGCGCCCUAAACGAGCACCGUGUCUACCUUGAGGGCGCCAUCUUGAAACCUGCAAUGGUCUUACCUGGAAUCAACAAGUCCCCCAAUUGCACCCCACAAAUUAUCGCCGAAUACACGUUAACAGCUAUGCAGAGGACAGUGCCACCAGCAGUGCCAGCUAUCCUAUUUUUGAGUGGUGGACAAUCAGACACGGAGUCCACCAUAAAUCUGAAUGCUAUUUGUGCUUACGACGGGAAGAAGCCUUGGCGAAUCAGUUUCUGUUACGGACGUGCUUUACAAAACGCUGCGAUGAAUGUCUGGAAAGGACUCCCAGAGAACGUGCAAAACGCUCAAGCAGUACUACUCGAGAGAGCAAGACUUUGUUCCGAGGCGUCUUUGGGAAAAUUACAACAAAACGGCGUGUGCACGAAGAAGGCCACGAAUGGCCAAUGAUGCACGUCUGAGGAAAGCCUUAUUCGAAUUAAAAAUAAAAAUGACGCAAGGAGAUUGGCAAAAAGUGUUACCACUUUUGGAGCACAUCGGUUAUUUCCACGAGGUCUUCGUUAUUUCGAAUACGGAAAGACUGAAAGACUGAAAGACAGACUAAAGACUUUCAAAAACAUUUCACGAA
Messenger RNA from Hylaeus volcanicus, 1389 nucleotides. RefSeq names its product fructose-bisphosphate aldolase-like. Bases 87 to 1211 code for a protein of 374 amino acids. Gene Ontology annotation, biological process: fructose 1,6-bisphosphate metabolic process; glycolytic process. Gene Ontology annotation, cellular component: cytosol. The record is from RefSeq and is a predicted model, not a curated record. Lineage: Eukaryota; Metazoa; Arthropoda; Insecta; Hymenoptera; Colletidae. Gene Ontology annotation, molecular function: fructose-bisphosphate aldolase activity. The transcript has 8 exons.